ACAAAAUGGACAAAAUACUGUUUACUAUUAUUCCUUCUUGCUCACCGUCAGGAUGCCCUCGGGAGUGUCGACCCCGGUCUCUCCAACCGCGACGCUUUCCACUCCUCCAUCGCCCAAACUCAACGCAAAGCGCGACUUGCAGCAAGCUGUCAAGAGCGCGCUGAUUUCUGCGUCCACCGCGGUCGAAUUCAUCGCGUCUAGGGCGAGUUCCAGCUCUUCGGUCUUCAUCUAUGAUGUUGCAGAACACAUCGGGUUUGGGACCUUCACAAAGGAGUGGGCGGGCUCGUCGGACGACGUCGCUUCCGUCGUCAGUCUGCAAACGCGUGCCGGAACAGGGUUAAGCUUGGUAGGCAGACUGUCCCAAGGAACAAGCAAGGAUGCUGCCAACGGCGCGGUCCUCACGGCCUACACGACGCCGUCGGGGCUCGCCAUGAUGGUCCAGUCGCUGACCUAUCUUCCCCCAUCCACCCCCGACAGCAGGCUCAUCAUCCAAGUGCCCGCCGUGACGCCCGUUGGCGAGAGCUUUGCGUUAUCCCCGACCCUUGCGCCGCUUACGCCCGCACUCGCCAUCCUUCCGGACGACUUCACCGUGCUCCUUUCCGCGACCCCGCGCGAGACCGUUGACUUCGCUGCGCUCGCCUACAAGUUGACCGACAGCCAUGUCAUCCAUCUCUUCGACCACCAUGGCGCGGCACGCGAGAGCGGCCAUACUAUUGCCCCUGCCCUGCCUUCCCAGGAGCCCGGUUUGACCGCGAAGGACGGACUGAAGAAGGCUGGCUACGAUGCCUUCGAGUAUGCUGGGGACAAGGACGCGAGCACCGUGGUCGUGAUCCUGAACGGCCCGCUUGCUUUGACAGCAAAGGCAGUCGCUGCGAAGACCGCUGGACUGGCUAUUGUAGUUGUCAAGAUGCUUCGCCCUUGGGACGAGGAGGCAUUGCGCGAGGUUCUGCCCCUGGCCGCGAGAAACAUCCACGUCUUCGAUGACGUCCCCGCGGAGACCACCCAGGGCUCGUUGUACAUGGACGUCUUCUCGUCCGUGCUUGACCCACUCAGCCCCGGCCCUAACGUCAGGUCGCACCGUAUCGUGCCCACACGUACGCAAGAGUUCCUCGAUAUACCCUUGCUCUUCACGUCCUAUCUCUGCGGCCUCGUCUCGACGGCAGCUCCGGCGUCCAUCGAUGUGCCGAACACUAAGAAAGUCCUUUUCUUCAGCACGCCCGGUUCCCCUCUCGCUUCUCUGGCACGUUCCGUGGAGCAGACGUUCGUCUCGUUCAAUUCAAUCUCGUCGCGUCUUCUGAGGGGCCACGACGUGUGCUCCAAGCCUGGAGGCCUCACCGCAGACAGACUCGUCCUCGCUCCCAAGGAUGAGAACGCCGCUUUCCUCCCCGCGUCCGUGACGCUCCCUCUCACACCUGACAGCAAAGGAGAAGCAAACUUCGUAGCUGUCCUGGAUCAGGGUUUACUGAAGUCCCAUGAAAUUAUCGCCCAUGCCGCUCCGGGCUCGCCCGUGCUGAUUUCCACAACCUGGAGCGCGGCCGAGUUGCUCUCAAGUCUUCCUCCUUCCGUCGUUGCGCUCAUCCACGAAAGGGACCUCCACGUGUGCAUCGUCAACCCACUCAGCCUUGUCGAGGAAGUGACCGGUGGUGACGCUUCCGAGGCGUUGCAGGUUGUAGUGCUGCAGGCUGCGUUCCUGCGGUUGUACCUCGGGCUGGCAGCACGCGAAGAAGCCGUUUUCAAGCUCCUGCGUAAGGCUGUCGGCGACACAGUGCAAGGUGUUCCGCUCCAGCAGGUUAUUAGUGCUACGUGGGAUGGACUUGUCGAAGUCGAGAUCCCUGCACCUCAAGAACUCUCUGCGGAGGAUGCAACAGAGGUGAAGCCGCUCAAGCAUUUUACCUUCAACGCCAUCUCUGUCGAGACCUCCGAAGGCGAGGUCGUGAAUGGCGCACGCCUCGGCUCCUGGCACGACGCGGCGAAACAUAUCAUCUUCCCCUCCGCCUUCACGCCGCAGGACGCGCAGGUCCCGUCCGACGACGAAUACGCGCAGAACCCCUCACUACGCCCGGAGGUGCCCGAGCGGACGUACCUCGUCACCUGCACGGUCAACCGCCGCCUGACGCCGCUCGACUACGACCGCAACGUCUUCCACAUCGAGUUCGACACCCGCGGGACCGGGCUCAAGUACGAGAUCGGCGAGGCACUCGGUGUACACGGGUGGAACGACGCGGACGAGGUGCUCGACUUCUGCCGCUGGUACGGCGCCGACCCCAACAAGCUCAUCACCAUCGCCGUCCCGAACACGGACGGUACGCGCAUGCACACCCGCACGGUCUUCCAGGCGCUCCAGCAGCAGAUCGACCUGUUUGGCAAGCCGGGUAAGACGUUCUAUACGGAGCUGGCGGAGUAUGCGACGAACAAGGCGGACCAGUACUCGCUGAGGUUCAUUGGCAGCCCUGAGGGCAGCGCGACGUUCAAGAAGUUGAACGAGAAGGAUACGGUGACGUUCGCAGAUAUUAUGAGGCGUUAUGAGACUGCACGCCCGGGCAUCGAGGUUCUCUGCGAGCUCAUCGGCGACAUCAAGCCGAGGCACUACAGUAUUGCGAGUGCGCAGGCUGUCGUCGGUGAUCAGGUUGACCUUUUGGUAGUCAGCGUUGACUGGGUCACCCCUAGUGGCACCCCUCGUUAUGGCCAGUGUACGAGGUACCUCGCUGAUUUAAAGCCCGGGCAAAAGGUCACCGUAUCAUUGAGGCCUAGCGUCAUGAAGCUUCCCCCCGACAACAUGCAGCCGAUCGUCAUGGCUGGUCUGGGCACUGGCGCCGCUCCUUUCCGUGCCUUCCUGCAGUACAGAGCCUGGCUCAAGUCGCAGUCCAUCCCCGUCGGACCCACGUACUACUACUUCGGCUCCCGCCAUCGCUCUCAGGAGUACCUCUAUGGCGAGGAACUCGAGGCCUUCAUAGACGACGGAAUCAUCACCAAGGCCGGACUCGCGUUCUCUCGUGACGGCCCGCGGAAGGUGUACAUUCAGCACAAGAUGAAGGAGGACGCGGAUGUCCUUGCCAAGAUGCUCUGGGAAGAGCAGGGUGCGUUCUACUUGUGCGGACCGACGUGGCCCGUCCCGGAUGUCUACGAGGCGCUGGUCGAGGCGUUAAUGAGACAUACUGGCCAAGAUGCCACGCAGGCGGGCGUCUUCUUGGAGGGCUUGAAGGAGGAGGAACGUUAUGUGCUGGAGGUAUACUGAUUGUUUACGACGAGUGUCAUCGGUCGUAUAUGAUUCAGCAUGAUAGAGUACAGUGGGUUGUGUACAUUGCUACGUCCGUCAAUGCUCUGAAACAUCAAUCUCGGAGUGUGUUGAACAAGCGAUCUCCCU
Molecule: messenger RNA, 3364 nt
Organism: Rhodofomes roseus
Lineage: Eukaryota; Fungi; Basidiomycota; Agaricomycetes; Polyporales; Fomitopsidaceae
Product: assimilatory sulfite reductase
Exons: 4
Coding region: 53-3235 (1060 amino acids)
Cellular component (GO): cytosol
Molecular function (GO): FMN binding; flavin adenine dinucleotide binding; sulfite reductase (NADPH) activity
Source: RefSeq, a predicted model, not a curated record